Molecule: messenger RNA, 975 nt
Organism: Myxocyprinus asiaticus (Chinese sucker)
Lineage: Eukaryota; Metazoa; Chordata; Actinopteri; Cypriniformes; Catostomidae
Exons: 4
Coding region: 101-487 (128 amino acids)
Source: RefSeq, a predicted model, not a curated record
UUCGCUCACCUGGGCGCGGCUGUUACACCUGAAAAACACAGAUGUUGAGGAGUUACUGCAGUAGUAAAGUAGAUCAGAUUAAAGUUAGAACUGGUUCAUCAUGGACUUCGAUCUGGAUGCAGCUGUUGGAGAUGAUGAUUUGAAGAAGGCGGAGGGACAAGAGGUGGAGGGAAUAUUUGGCUUUGGAAAAAAAGAUAAAGACAAAGAAAAGGAGAAAGAAAAAGAGAAAGACAAAGAUUGCAAGGAUAAGGACAAGAGUGAUUACAAAGAUGAGGACAAAGACAAGUGCAAAGACAAGGACAAAGAUAAAGGCAAGGACAAAUGCAAAGACAAGGACAAAGACAAAGGCAAGGACAAAUGCAAAGACAAGGACAAGAAGAAAGAUAAAGAACACAAGAAGGGUCACGGCCAUGGACAUGGACAUGGUCAUGGACACGGACACGGACGUGGACGCAGGUCCUCUUCCUCCAGCAGUGAUGAGGAAUAAACCAAGACACGGGGAUGCUGUUACGAAGGCUGUAAGGUUUACCGUCAAAAGUACAAUUGCACAAAUAUGUGUUUUCUCUAGCAGUGCUUUUGUGUGUUGCUUUCAAAUACUUCAGUUGUACUGAUUUAUAGGUUUUGUGACACACAAAAAUAAAAAAAAUAAAAAAUUGUAUUAGCUUUUGGGUUAACAAGUGAACACAAAACCACACUGAAAUGCAUUCAGGCAAGAGUCAACUAAACAGCUAGGAUUUUAGGUGUGUAUUCUGGACAAGUGUAUUUUAUGAAGAUGUUUUUAGACAUUUUGGGCAUUACCUUUUCCAUUUUUGCUGUGUGUUUUGUUUCAUAAUUGUUUAACUGUUUAGAUGUUUCUGAAAUGCCGUUAAAUACCCUGUAAUGCAUUUUAGAUACAUUUUUUUAAACUCAUAUUACAAACAGAUGAGUUCUUCUCAAAUGUGUUAAUAAACAACAUGCUGCCCUUGUGACAACUUA